AUGUUGCAGGGAAAGGCAUCGGGUCCAACACCGAUACGCCCCCGUUCAUCGUCUCCGAAGCUGUCUGCCGUUUCUGUUGAUCGUGGGAUGCAAAAAGGUCAAAAUGUGACAAUUAACGGAACGCAAGGUGUGGAUGCAACCGUCAUUGCAAGCCACACCGCUCCCGACACAACUGCGGGCGACGUCGGCAAGGUUCUUCUUUUCUUUCCUUCAUUUCAUGAGCUGACUCGAAUCAAACAGAUCUUUUGUGAUCUUGAAGACCAUUUCAACCGGGAAAUAUUGCUUAGGACUGCUCUUAAGGGACUACUAGAAUCUCCGAACAAUUACCAUGGUUAUCCAGCUUAUAAACACAAUCAGAUACAUUAGAACCAUCAUUAUUUUAACUUAUACUCUUUUGAAUGAAUCAAUCAUAGUAAUAGUUUCUUUCUUGUUGGGAAGUUUUUUUUUGGAUAAAAGAGGCCCCAAAAAGUAAUUAGAUUAUGUUUAGAAGUUUACCACCGUAGUUCUAACAUUCUUGCUUCAGUCAUAGCUAUGAAGAUCAAUGAUAGUGUGAGGAAAUAUUCGCGAUAAGAUAAGCUAACCAGUGUCAACAAAAAAGAGCGUUCUUCCAGAAUUUUUUUCAAAUGAAUGAUGAUGAUAGUGAAUCAACUUUAUUUUGUGUUCGGAAACUUCCUCGUGACUUCUUUCGUCCAAGAACUUCCUGUGGACAUUUGCAAGGAAGGUCAAUGACCGUAUUGGUCAAAUAUCUCGCUUUUCCCUUCUCAUGAGACGAGUUCGGCGAAUGGCGCUAUUUCGAUUCCGAUUAGCUUGAAUUUAUCAAACGAAUUUUGCAACAAGAGCCAAAAUGACGCAUUAUCGAGAAGACAACGAGAAAAACCGCAACAUUUACACCCUCAGACUCAAUUCUUGUCGUAUUGUUUCUACCGGGGUGUAGAUUUCCGAACAGGUUGUUUGGACUUCCCUUGAUGUUUGUACCGUUACUUUUCCUUCCAUCUUCAUCGCCAACGCAAAAUGUUGGAAAGCGACCGUGUAAGGUCGAUGGGAGGUCAGAAGAGCGUGGGAAACGAGGUGUACUUUUGGAUAGUACUAUCACAGUUAGAUCUUACAUUUCUAACAGAUUAAAAGCUGGGAACGCUCUGAAAAUUAAAAUCAAGAAGUUUUAUUUCAAUACUUCAAAUAAAAACCCAUACUAAAACUUCUAGUUUAGCCAAUGUAUAUGUAAAGCAUCUUCAAAGAAUAUAUGUAAAGAAUCUUCAAAAUUUUUAUUUUCCAUAGCUUAUAGAGGUUAGAAGUGAUUUGGAUGUCUGCCGUUUUUUGCUCAGAAUUAGGUAUGACCUUCCGACCAACCGGAAACAGUUCAGUUUGCACUCAGGAAUAGCCAAGCCAGGUUCUUUGCCCAAGUUUUCGCGUCCUCCCACGAAAAAGGCGGCGGUCAGGAGAAAGCGUCGGUCGUUCAUCAUUGAUAAGGAGAAAAAAUCGGUCGACGAGCCAAACAAAUUAUUUCCGAACGCCAGUGGUGACGUCGAACUCGCAUUUUCGUGUUGAUUAUUGAAAACAAGUUCAAAAGUUCACGAGAAAGAGUUAUUAAGAUUGCGUUCAUGGCGGGAAAUCAGCUUUUAAAGAUUAAAGAGAUGUUUUCAUGUCACAUAAGGGACUUGGUUAAUUUUUUGAGAAUUUUCUGAGUUUUUAUCAAGCAAAAAUAGCUAUAAAAAGGUUUUAGAUAAUGUGCGCUAUCGAACUAUUUUUAACUAAUAUGAUUGUAGGUCAAUCUCUACUAGGCGAAUAAUGUUUUGGAAGCUAUGAGAACCGGUCUUCUUGCCGUUGAUACUUUGACCUUGUAAUUUAUGUUUUUUUUUCUCACUAAUUGUACAGUAGCGAUGCGGAAAGGUCACCAUGAUAGAUAACAACUCGAACUGCUUUUGAGUCUCCAAUUUUUUUGAAAUGAGUUUGAAAAUAGUCAAAGAAGAAAAAAAAACAAAAAAAAAGUUUAAACUAAUAGAGGUUUAUGAUCGCCAAGUACAUGCGGUUUCAGGCUUAGAACGGUUAGAAAAAAAUUAGCAAGCAAAAUAUUUAGAAGUAUGGCUACUAAAAUUUUUUUCUGAAUUGAAUCAAUAAAAUUAAAAUAUUAAAUUUUUUUCGAAAUGGUGAUAUACUUUUUCGCGAAAUUAUUUUUUUCAUUGAAUCUAAAAAUUUUUUUACAAAGACAUGAAAAUGGCGCUUUAUUCAACCAGGAACUAAUCUGUCCCAUUGAAUUUGGAUGAACAGUAGAUUUAGAGUAAGUUCUUAAGUUUUUUUUUUCAAAAAUGUCUUCCGGUAUUUAAAAUAAAAAAAAUUUCCGUUACAAAAGUUGAACUUGGAAAAAAACACAAGUAGAAUAGAUUGUGUACAUGUCUAAAUGUGUGUGGGGGUCUCAAAAUGUUAGGUGUGUAAUCAAUCUCUUGACGAAUUUUCUUCACUUCUGCGUCGACGUCGUCGCCAUCAGACGCGCCAAGAGAGAAAGAAUAUCAUCACAAGCCUUUCUUUUUCCUGCGAUCCUCUGUUCGUCGGUUCUUCUUCUUCUUCUUGUCGUUUCAUCGGCUAGUUUCUGAACGUCACAACUACAACAUCCACGUCUUCUUCUUCUCUUUAUUCGGCAACUUUUUGACCGCACUCGAUUCCUGGCCAGGAUGAUUGCCGGCUGUUAAUUUCGAGUCGAACUGAUUUUACGCGAACGCUCAUUUGUUUUUUCUCAACCCGAAGAUUAUGAAGUUUCGUCGGGGUCAUACCCAUGAUGAGGUUGUUUUCCUUUUCUAUUUUCCUAUCACUCAUUCAAUUACAACUUUUUCCUUGAUUUGAGCGGUUUUUGUUCCUGCUUGUUCCGGUUUCUAAGAUCUUAUCAGGGCGUUCCAGCUACGUGGAUUUUGUUGAUCGAUUUUUAUGAUUAUCCGGAUUAUCAAUAGGAAGUGAUUGAUAGCGACGCCGUUCCAUUAAAAGAAAUUGCUUUUCGAAAUUGAGAACUUUUAGUUCAUUAAUGAGAUAUUUCAUUAGUGUGUAAAAAAAUAGAGAAAAAAAAGGCUCAAUAUUUUUGAGUUAAUAAAAUUUGAGAAGCAUAGUAAAUCGGAAAGUUUCCCGACUUAAUGUUUGUGAUGCCUUUUGUAGACUUUUUCCGAUAAAAUAUUAUGACGGCGACCCCGAGAAACUGGCCGCUGUAAAUAUUCUUACACAUUCAACUUGUUGCACCGUCAGUAUGAUCAAAAUGUGUCUUCUUUCUUGUGGAUUUACAGCUCUUUCACCUUUAAGAAAUUUUUUACAUGAAAUUACAAUUCGAGUUCUGAAAAACUCAAACCGUUUCAGUGGUCUUCCAAGAAAAAGUAUCUUUAUAAAGGGAAAAUUGUAUUGAAACAAGGCGUUGGCUUUUCAGGAUGGCCGCGACUUUGGAUGCACGCUGUCGGACCUGCGCGGCCUCAUGGAAGCUCGCGGCGCCGAGGCGAUCGUUCGCGUAAGACUUUCAGCAGCAUUUCAGUUCAUAAAUCUGUUAAUCUUUGCAAAAUAAUCAAAAUAGUGCGUUGAAAGUUUUUGAGUGACUUUUUACUUCACCUUUUAACGUUCAGAAAAGUUUUAGCUUUCUAGACUUGUUUAUUAUAAUUUCUGGUAGAGAAGUUUUUCGAAUUAACUCUAGAGACACGCAUUUCAGAUAUUUUGUACUUUCCAUUCAUCUUAAGAUGUUGAAAGAUUUCUUAAAUAAGGAAACUUUUCACUUAUUCUGUUCAGCUCUCCAACGAGCACGAUGGCGUUGAAGGACUUUGCCGUAAGCUGAAGACUGACCCUGUCCGUGGUCUCCCCAACGAAGUCCACGAGAUGGACAAGCGUCGACACGUCUUCGGCGCCAACACGAUUCCGCCGGCGAAGAGCAAGGGCUUCUUGAGGCUCGUCUUCGACGCCUGCAGGGUUCACAAACGCAAUUAGAGCUCUCCUGAUAGAAACGCUUCCUCUAGGACCCAACUCUGAUCAUCCUUGUCGUGUCUGGCUUCGUCAACCUGGGCUUGUCAUUCUACGAACCCGAAAGCGCGGAACAAGCUGGCGUCGUCGUCGCCAACACCACGGCGGCGGCUGUCGGCCUCUUUGCGAACGGAACAUGUGCGUUGUGAGGAUGAGACCACGUGAAUCUCGUCCUUUUUCUGCAGUGGGUAUCACUACGACGACUGAAGCGCCGCCGGAGGAAGGCCACGGAACGGCUUGGAUUGAAGGCGUCGCCAUUCUUCUCUGCGUCAUCGUCGUCGUCCUCGUCACGGCCAUCAAUGACUACUCCAAGGAGCGACAGUUCAGAAGUCUUCAGGUUUGUAACGGAGUCGCGAUGUUGAAUUUAGUCGAUACUGAGCUUCUUUGGUUGAAAAUCUUCCGCAAGAUAUUGGUCUGAACUCGUAAUGAGACUUCUUAAAAAAAAGUAAAAAAAAAACAUUGUUAUCAUGAAAUCGAGAUCAAUGGCGUAAUAUAAACUUUUCGAAGACUUACCUCAAAGAGAAGCUAUAUCAAGUGAUACUUUGAAUCUUUAAUCAGAAGUCUCACUGCUGUUUCUAACGAUUUUCUGAUUAUUGUUUUCUCAAAAAAAAAAAACACGGAAAUUAAGUAAGUGCUUCUGUCUAAUUAGAAUUUACAGUGACUUUUUCACAAACUUGCCGAUUUCUUAUUCAAUGAUAGUUUCUCUCUCCAGUUGGUUCCAAAUGGGUAUGACUCUAUGAUUUAGGAAGCGUUGUUUGAUCAAUUCAUUCAUUGGUUGAACAAGUCUCAUUCCAUUUCCUCUGAGUUGAUUAUUUCUACUCGAAUUCAUCAUUAAUUUAACAGGCGACUCACUCCAAAAAUAUCCAUGAAUGUACAGGGUGACAAAUAAAUAUUGAAACGCGUUUGAAACGUUAUAACUUUUUCAAAAGUCAACCAAACACCACCAAACUUGGAACAAGUUUUAUUCAUACAAUAUAGAAACAAAAUUCAAGAAUAGUUUUCAGAACGUCCUUCUUUAGCUUUGAUAACGGCCUUCAGUCUCUUCGGAUACGCAUCGAUCACGGCACGAGGGUAGUCGUCGUCGAUUUCGUCCCAUUUCUUGAUGAGCGCGGUCUUCAGAGCUUUGAUACUUGGGUAGUUCUUAGAAGAGACCUUCUCGGUCAGAUAUAUCCACACGGCAUAGUCCAUCGGGCUGUGGUCGGGCGAGGAAGCAGGCCAAUCAGCAGCCGAGAUGAACUCGGAAAAUUGGCGCGACACCACUCUUGAGUACCUUUGGCACGAUGAGCGGGGGCGCCGUCUUGCUGGAAGGUCCAUGGUCGGUUUCCGUAGUGAGAAUUGGCUCAGGGCAACACCCUCAACUUUGAAAUCUACUCCCUGUAGUAUACUUGGUUCACUUUGACUCCAGGAUCCACAAAAAUCAGCGGAGUUUUGCCGUCAGCGGUAAUUCCGGCAAAUCCAUCACGGAAGCCGGAUGCGAAGUUUUUUCAGAAUUUUUCCUUUUUCACAGGCACUCUGAUAGUCAAUAGCGAUGAUCCGAUGAUUUUGGCCGUUCUUGUUCGCCUCCACAGUGAAGAUUUUCUCGUCGGUAAAUAGCGUCGUCAGAUGCGAGCCAUCUUUCGUGCCAGCGAGCAGCUUUUGAGCCUUUUUCAUGCGCAAUGUCUUGUUUUUUUGAUUGAGGAAGGCUCCUUUCUGCAUACGGUAGGGAAUCAUCUUCAGCUUGUCCUUGACAAUAGUUCUCAUCGAUUCUCGACUCAUUUCGUAUUCUUUUGCCAUCUUUCUCAUGCUUCUUUCCGGAGUGCGUCUGAUUUUCUCUCGAACGGCUUUGACUGCUUCUGGAGUCGUGACGGUGACUGGACGUCCACUUCUUUGCAUGUCAUCUGAAGUACCGAGACGCCGAUAGCGUUGUGCAGUUCGAAAAACGAGAACACGAGACACUUUCAGCUUUUGACCGAUCUCUGAAUUCGUCAUUCAGCUUUUGACACAAUCAAUGACUGCGGUAGGGUACGGAGAUGGGGCCACCAUUACCUGAAAACUGAAAAGUAUGAGCUGUAACUUCAAACACAUGAUAAGUGAGCAUGAAUGAACGAAAUAAACAAAAAAAUUCAAAGGCCAGUCCUUUGUGCAAAAAGCACCGAUCAAACAAAAAACGGUUUCAAUAUUUAUUUGUCACCCUGUAUUUGUGAACGCAACAAACGUCUUUAAAAAGUCUUCUAGUCCAUAACGUCGAUAGUUUCAGUUUGGCUAAUCUACUGCGAUAAUCCAAUUUCGGAUAUGAUCUUUUGGUGAAUUUUCUCUGGACUGAUUCUAGUUGAUUUAUAUCAUUCAAAUUUAGCGGGCACAUUAGUUCGGAUCCGUACUCAAUGAUAGGCAAGAUUUUUGGCUUUAUAGCAUUUUUAGAAAGUUAUUUUUGAGAGAAAUGAAAAACAGCGAAAUAAAUUAUUUAUUAUUUUUCAUACAUUUUUUUGUACUACUAUACUCACAUGGUGCCCCAUUUUCAGAUUACUCGUGAAGAAGAAUCCCAAGUCUCUGACAUUUUGUUUAGUGCUAAGAGUUUGAUCGUUAAUUUUGUAUGUACUGGGUUCUGUCUUUUUUCCAAACUGAACUAACAUGCACUUCUCAGGAGAUAUUGAUAGUUGACGGCCCUCUAACCAUUGGUAUACAUUUUUAAAGUCUUCUCGAAGUUUGGCUUUAUGGUUUCUUACAUUACUAGAUAAAUACAGUUUACAAUCAUCUGCGAACAUGCUCAAGUUACAGUAUUUAAUAACUUCUGACAAGUCAUUGAUACUUACUGAGAAAUUUUAUAUAAUUAUAUCUGCAGCUUUCCUUUUGCAGCGGAAGGUAGUAAUAUCUGUCGAGAAUGGGUUAAUUGAAACCCUCAUCAAUCUUGUACGCCGGACGUUUGAUAAGAAUGUUCAAUGUUUGGAGAUAUUGGUCUUAAACUCCGAACUUGAUCAAACUACUUCAUAGUUUUGAACAGCCUCAUGUAGAUUUUCAAAGUUUUGAUUUGAAGUAUCCAUUAUUUAAAAGUUAUAAUCCAGUAAAGAAAACAUUACUUUUAGGAGAAAAUCGAAACAGGCCAAAAGUUCUCCGUGAUCCGAAAUGGUGAGGCGGUGGACGUGCCGGUGUCCGAUCUGGUCGUGGGAGACAUUGCUCGCGUCAAAUACGGAGAUUUGCUUCCUGCCGACGGAUUUUUGAUCCAGAGCAAUGACUUAAAGGUUUUCGAAAUAAUUUAUGGAAUGAAACAUGAGGAAGUUCAGAUCGAUGAAUCAUCGUUGACUGGAGAAUCAGAUCACAUCAAGAAGAGCGUCGAAACUGAUCCUGUUCUGCUUUCUGGUACGGAUUUCAAGAAAAAAAAAGUUUUUUAAGGAAUUUUGAAAAAUAUUAGCAUUAACUGUAUUAUAACUAUGAUUGAGACUCUUACCACUUUUGCGAAAAUUAUUUGUUGAAAAAGAUACUUGAAACCUUCGAAAUUUUUUUCAGACAUUGAUUUCAGACACCCAAUGUUUGCAUUUUUUUAAAAGUUAUUGUCAGAAAAAUUUUUUAAGACAAGUUUGUGACCUAAAACUGAAUUUAUUUCGUCUAGUAUCAUCUUGGAAAUUAUUCUUGAAAUUGAAGGAUGAGUCGCUUGAAAAGGAAAAUUGAAGGAACCUACGCGAUGGAAGGCUCUGGAAUUAUGUUGGUGACAGCUGUUGGUGUCAACUCCCAAACUGGAAUCAUCAUGACGCUUUUGGGAGCUGGCAAAGCCGACGGAGACGAUGACGGAACCUCGAGUACUACCGUCAGAACAUGGUCAAAAGAAAGAGUGCGAUUUUUGCAGCUUCUUCGAGCUCGAGCUCGUCCAGCUCCUCAUCUUCCUCCAACGAAACAUCGGACUCGUCCAAAUCGAGCGACGACGGAGACUUGUCGGCAAAGUCUGUCCUCCAGGCAAAACUCUCCAAACUCGCUCUCCAGAUUAUUUAUUGCGGUAAGUGAGCUCAAGUUUUACGUCUUUUUUUUAAAUAAUUGUGUCAUCCAUUCAAAAACUUCAUAGGAAAGAUACGCGGUAUUGGAAUGCACACAAGAUAAGUAGAAAUAAAUAAUCAGGGCCUGAAUGAGUUGAAGAAAAAGAAAGUUUUCGAAGAAGAGAAUAAUGAACUUUUGGAAUCGUGCCUAGUUGAGGGAAAACUGAGAAGCUUAUGCAAUAAUGGCUGAUUUACGGAAUUUCCGUUCUUUUUCUCAAUUUUAAACACCUGUAGAUUCUAAAAAUCGAAAUGGAUUUUCUCUUGAAAUUUCGUGUAAUUUUAAAUAUUUUCCAGUGUUUUUAGAGAUUAAAAACAAUCACUGCGCCUUGUGCCAUUUCAGGAUCAUGUUUCUGAUGGGCCAUAUCUAAAGAUGAAUAGGAAAACUAAAAAAUAUAAAAAAAAACCUUCUAGGUACCUCUGUUGCAAUCAUUGCUUUGAUCGUGCUCGUGACUCGCUUCUGCAUCGAACACUACGUCGUCGCGAAACAGCCAUUCAGUUUGAUCGAUAUCCAGGUCCUUGGCUCCUUUCCAAAGCAAAUCAAUAGGAAAGUUCAGAUGUUCGUCAAAUUCUUCAUCAUCGCUGUCACCAUCCUGGUGAUUUCUAUCCCGGAAGGCCUGCCUCUGGCAAUCGCCCUCGCUCUUACGUAUUCCGUGAGAAAGGUUCAGAAUCUCCCUGGAAGAAUUGUUUCCAUCGGACACUGUAUUCCAGAUGAUGCACGACAAUAACCUGGUACGUCAUCUGGACGCUUGUGAAACGAUGGGGAAUGCGACGUCGAUUUGCUCCGACAAAACGGGAACCCUCACGACCAACCGGAUGACUGUCGUACAGUCUUAUAUCAACGGUUUUCUUGGUUUUCAAUGAGAAAGGUUGAUUGAAAUGUUCUAGGUAACCAUUAUGUCGGCCAGGAGAAGCAGCCCGCAGGAUCGGCUCUGCCUGGAAUCACUGGACCCGUUCUGCAAGAGGCCAUUUCGGUUAACAGGUGAAUUCAGUAGUGAAACUUUGUAAUUUUUAUCAAGAAGUAGAGUUUAAAAAAAUGGUCAUAGAUAUUUUUUUGAUUAAAAUGACAAAUAAUUAGGAAACUAAGGAAGUCAAAGUUUUUGAAGUUUGGGAUUUUUUAGAAAAAAAUGAAAUCUGGCGCUUGAGAUAAAUAACAGCAAUGAAGAAAAUUACAGUUAAGGUUUUGAAGUAAUGAAUCUCCUCAAAAAAAUUUGUGGAGACUUCUCGAUGUCAAAUUUUUUUCAAAUUUUUUUCAUUCAAAAAAAGUAAUGAAAAUUGAAUGUGAUUGAUAGGAAUUGAUCGGAAAUAGAUUUGUUUGAAUAACUGUUAUUCAUUAAAUUUUAAUUUCGAGUAUUUUCAAUAAGAAAUUUCGUCGUUUUUUUAAUAGUCAAAUUUUAAAAUUUACCAUCUUGUAUACAGUAAAAGCUCUUUGAACAGGAAAAAUUUUAAAACACGUACAAUCUUGGAAAUUUCAGCGCCUACAACUCGAUGAUCGUGCAGCCGACCAAGGCAGGAGAGCAAAUGCAGCAACUCGGAAACAAGACCGAAUGCGGACUGCUCGGAUUCGUCAACAAACUUGGCGGAGACUACGCCGCCAUCCGCAAGAAGUUUCCCGAGCAGGACCUUGUCAAAGUCGACUUUUCUUUUUCGUCGUUCUUCAGCUUGGAAUUCAGGUCUACACGUUCAACUCGUCGCGCAAAUGCAUGAUGACCGUUGUGAAACUUGUCGAGGAAGGCCGGGAGAUCGGAUAUCGCGUCUAUUGCAAGGGCGCUUCCGAAAUCGUUCUUGGAAGGUGAAUCCGAUCGAAUUUAUCCUUACGAAUAAAGUGAAAACUAUUUAAAAUUCUGAUCUGUUUUACUUAUUUGCGUUUUUUAAAUUCUCUAGAAUGUUUUUGUGAACUUUAUGCGCUUUUUUUAAAUUAAUUCCAACAAGAAAUUGUAAGUCGGCUCAAUGAAAAAGUUGCUUGAAAUAUUUUACGACACCUUUUCAAAGAUUUUUUUUCCACCAAAAUGAGUUUUUCUCACAAGCUCUAAAAUCUUUUGAUCGAUGAAAAAAAAUUGGUUUCCUUCAAACUGAGCAAGGAAUUUCUUGUUUUCUUUUGUAGCGGCUCAGUUUCCUAACUCAAUAAUUUUCAAAAAGUAUUUUUCAAGAUGCUCCUACCUCCUCGGCUCCGACGGAAAACCCCACGGCCUAACUUCCGACCGACUAAAGGAGAUCACCUCGACGAUCAUUCACGAGAUGGCGAAUAGCGGCCUGCGAACUAUCUGCGUCGCUUACAAAGACUACGUCCGUCGAUCGGCUCGCGAAGUUGGAAAGACGGAGGUUCGAUCUUGGAAUUGAACGUCUUCUAGUUCAGAGGUCUGGUUUCAGAUUGCCUUCGAGGAAGAUUCCGAGAUCGACUGGGACGACGAGGAGUCCAUGUACAAGAACUUCGUCGGCAUCGCUAUUUGUGGUAUCCAGGAUCCGGUCAGGGACGAGGUCCCCGCGGCUAUUGCCAAAUGCAAGAAGGUUGCGAGAUCAAAGAGUUGUUCAGCAACAACUCUAAUGUUUCAGGCCGGCAUCACGGUUAGAAUGGUCACUGGCGACAACAUCAUGACGGCUCGCGCCAUCGCGACGUCUUGCAAGAUCCUGGAACCUGGGGAGGACUUCCUGGCCCUCGAAGGAAAGGAGUUCAACGAGCGAAUCCGCGAUGAGAACGGCAAAGUCUCCCAGGCGAAGCUCGACGAGAUCUGGCCCAAACUUCGCGUUUUGGCUCGUGCUCAGCCGGCUGAUAAGUACACUCUCGUCAAAGGAAUCAUCGAUAGUAAGGCCACGCCGCAGAGGUUCGAGAAAGGCCCGGAAAGACAAAGAAAUAAGUCGAUUCCAGGGAAAUCGUGGCUGUGACCGGAGAUGGAACGAAUGACGGCCCUGCGCUGAAAAAGGCAGACGUUGGGUUCGCCAUGGGAAUCGCUGGAACGGAUGUGGCCAAGGAAGCCUCGGACAUCAUUCUCACUGAUGACAACUUCACAUCUAUCGUCAAGGUAAUCGGAGAAGCUACAAGUUUGGGAUGGGGGGAAGGAAAAUGGAAAUACUGCUUAAAUAAAAUAUGAAAAAAAAUAGUUUUCCUCUUUUCAAAUUUACAUCGAUCAGUAGCAAUUCUUGAGGUGACACUAAACCAGAUUCUUAUGUUUGCAUCGAAUUAUUCUCAAGCUCCUUAAAUUUCCGUCAUUAUCCGAUCAAUAAAAAGGCAAGGAAAAAAACUCGAGUUUCAGCUUGAUAGUGGAAACUUUUCAGGCGGUGAUGUGGGGCCGCAACGUCUACGACUCGAUCUCGAAGUUCCUGCAAUUCCAACUGACGGUCAACGUCGUCGCCGUCAUCACGGCGUUCAUCGGCGCCGUCACCGUGUCGGAUUCGCCGUUGAAGGCCGUCCACAUGCUCUGGAUCAACCUCAUUAUGGACACUCUUGCCUCUCUCGCCCUGGCCACCGAAGCUCCAACCGAUGAACUCUUGAAUAGAAAGCCAUACGGAAGGUCGGUACGGGAAGAAGAAAAAAACAGAAUUUCAGUAUAAAUUUGCAUUAGGUGAAGUUAUACGAAUAAUUUUUUACUAGUUUUCUUCUGCAAUACUGGACCCCUAUGCCUUGCAGAAAGAAGUCGUUGAUUUCUCGAACGAUGGUGAAAAACAUCCUGUGCCAUGCUCUGUACCAGCUCGUCAUCUUGUUCACCAUUUUCUUCUACGGUACUCUCCUCACAUCUCAUGCUAUUUCCUCAUUCUCUCCAGGUGACGUCAUCUUCUCGGUCCCCACCGGCCUUUACGCGCCGUUGUUCGCCCCUCCCUCGCAGCAUUUCACGAUCGUCUUCAACGCUUUCGUCAUGAUGACCAUCUUCAACGAAAUCAACGCGCGUAAAGUUCACGGAGAACGAAAUGUUUUCAAGGUUCUUUCGUUGGAAAAAAGUGCGGUUUCAUCGAUGAAUCGCUCAGGGAUUGCUCAAAAACCGCGUCUUCUGCGUUAUUUGGCUCACGACUUUUGUCGCUCAAAUCAUCAUCACUCAGUUUGGCGGCGCCUGGUUCUCCACUCAUCCUUUGAACUUGGAACAGGUAUUUUCAAAAAUCGAAUGAAAGAGAUGUCAGAAAUUCUGGGUGGUGAUGGCAAAAAGAUGGGAAGAAAUUCCCUUUUUUUUUAUGAGCCAAUUUGGAAAAAAAUAUUUACAAAAAAACGUAUAAAAAACAGGAGUAACGCUCUCUUGAAGCUCUUUUGAAGAUAAUAAAAAAAGUUUCAGAACUCAUUCUCUGAUAUAUAUAAUUUUAUAUCCAGUCAUAGUUUGCGAGUUUGAAGGUUUUUUUUGUAAAGGUUUUAGAAAAUCGAUAUUUAUUUUUUUUUUCUUUAUGAUCAAAAUGUUUUUUUUCAUUAUGUUCCCCUUCUGGAAAUUUCAGAGGCUGAACCAUUCGAAAAAAAUUGUCCAAACUAAACGCUUUAUUUGAAUCAAUUUGAUUAAAAAUCAAAAAUCAGUGGAUCGUGUGCCUGUUGCUCGGCGUGUCGACUCUCGCCUGGGGCCAACUCGUCGCGACGAUUCCUUCGAAGAAGCUUCCGAAGACCUGGAAAGUCGGUCGCGGCGAAGUUGCACCCACCAAGAUCCAUAUCAACGGCGACUACAACGUCCGCGCCAGAUCUCGAGCCCUAACUCUCCGAAGAUCUGGCAAGUCGCUCUGGGUCCGCGGAAUGUUCCUCUUGGGCACUCAUGUGAGUUAUUUUUUGAGUUUUGUUGGAAAUUUUUUCGGUGGAUUCUAAUCUGAAGAUGUACCAUCAUUAGGUUCAAAGUGAAGCGUAAAAUCUACAAAGUCUCACAAAAUAUUAUUCUCAAACACAAGAAAACUUUUAAUUUUUGUUUUCGGCUACUUCGAGUAACCCAAUUUUCAUAAACAUGCGUGAAUAAAAAAAAACUCAUAAAUCAAAAAAAUGUUCUCAAAUUGAAAACUUUUUAGUAUUGAUUUUCUUUCCGAGAGUUCUUGUUCAUGUGGGACGUCAUUCAUUUGAGUAAUAUUCCUAAUAUUCGAAGUCGAAGAUAGUUUAUUGGGACAUCAGGUUGCAAACUUAUCAGACACAUAUUUCUUUGCAGCUCCGUGUUCUCCGUGCCUUCCAAUCUAACAAGCAGGAGAAGGCGGCCUUCGGUCGAACAGCUCCCGCGAUGACGGCCGAGGCUGCCGAAAGAUGGCGUGCCAGCUACAGAAAGUACCGCCACCAGAAGCACCAUGAAAAACGUUAGAUUUCCGCGUCGUCAGAUGGGUUGAUGAAGGUUGCGUGGGUGUCUAGGCGCGGCUGGAGAACGAGCGGAGAGCGAGAGGUCGGCGGAGAUCGCCAGAGAAGCCAAGGAGAAGCGCAAGACGUUCAAGCAGAUCAAGCAGGUCGCCAGGGGCAAGAGCGUCGACAAGGAAAAGGGCAAGGUUCGUUUCAGUUAAAAAUCAUUUUGAUGGACUUCUUCAAGCUAGAGGUUGCCCAAGAGAAAAUUCUUUUUUUUUAAAGGUUACGUUCCUCCUUGAACUCUGGUGUUUUCAUGUAAAAUGCAUUGAAAAUCGUUGAGUUGAUUCAUGAGACUCGAAAAUCAGAAGCAAAAUUAUUAUUAUUUUUUUAUGAUUUCAUGUGAUUCGCAAGUUUUCUCACAGUGUUAAGAUCCCAAUGUUCCCUUUUUUUUUUAAAUUUUUUCCCAAAAAUUCCAAUUUUCAGUGUUUCAAAAUUCAUUCGAAAUUCAAAAAAUUUGUUCGAAAAGCAAUUGCUGAGAAUGCCUAUCAUUGAAGUUUCCACUUUGAAUAAUCUCAAUUUUUGCUCUUGUUUUUUUUUUACAACUUUCAGUGCCUGUUCUUUUUUUUCGCACUCCCUUUCAUUGUAGAGUUGGUCACAUUCCUAUUUUUCUUGUCCUACCAAACGUCAUAAGAAAAACGUAGGCUCUUUGCGUAAGACAAAACCACCUACGCACCGAUUAUGUCUGGUUUUUUUUUUCCGUUUCUGCGCUACGUGGGCGCUGAUGUCACUGUUUUUAUGGUACAGCACGAGCUUUUCGCCUGUCUGUUUGAUAAGAUACACUUUUCGACCUUUGGGCUUAUUUUAGGUCAUUUCCGCUUUUUUUUUCGUUGGUAAGAGUCUGAACAGGAUAGUGACAAUAUUGAAAUAAGAACUGAACGGACGCAGAGCGUCAAAUGGAAAAAUAUUUUUGUUGAAUAGAAAUCAUUUUCACAAAGGCUUCUUCCAUUUCAAUACGUUUUCUGGUUCCAGAAGCACAAGCAUCACCGUAAGGAGGAGGCGAUCGACAUGGACGAGGUCGACCUGAACUGA
This is a messenger RNA of Caenorhabditis auriculariae, 14283 nucleotides long. The record is from the annotation of a GenBank genome assembly. Lineage: Eukaryota; Metazoa; Nematoda; Chromadorea; Rhabditida; Rhabditidae.